Messenger RNA from Lactuca virosa, 789 nucleotides. Lineage: Eukaryota; Viridiplantae; Streptophyta; Magnoliopsida; Asterales; Asteraceae. The record is from the annotation of a GenBank genome assembly.
AUGGCUCUCUCAUCUCCUUCAUUUGCCGGGCAAGCAAUCAAGGUUGCUCCAUCUACCUCAGAGUUUUCUGGUGAUGGAAGGGUGACAAUGAGAAAGACAGCAACAAAGCCCAAGACCGCUUCAUCAGGAAGCCCAUGGUACGGACCUGACAGAGUGAAGUACUUGGGGCCAUUCUCGGGUGAGGCUCCAUCAUAUCUAACCGGAGAAUUCCCUGGAGACUACGGGUGGGACACAGCCGGGCUCUCAGCAGAUCCUGAGACUUUUGCCAAGAACCGUGAGCUUGAGGUCAUCCAUUGUAGGUGGGCCAUGCUAGGAGCUUUGGGACGUGUUUUCCCGGAGCUUCUAGCCCGCAAUGGCGUCAAGUUCAGUGAAGCUGUGUGGUUCAAGGCAGGAUCCCAAAUCUUUAGUGAGGGUGGGCUUGACUAUCUGGGCAACCCCAACUUGGUCCACGCACAGAGCAUACUCGCAAUUUGGGCUACACAAGUGAUCUUGAUGGGUGCUGCUGAAGGUUAUAGAGUUGCAGGUGGGCCUCUUGGGGAGAUAGUUGACCCAUUGUACCCUGGAGGAAGCUUUGACCCGCUGGGAUUAGCUGAAGAUCCGGAGGCUUUUGCAGAGUUGAAGGUGAAGGAGAUUAAGAACGGAAGAUUAGAUAUGUUUUCAAUGUUUGGGUUCUUUGUUCAAGCCAUAGUCACUGGAAAAGGUCCAUUAGAAAACCUUGCAGACCACAUUGCCGAUCCAGUUACCAACAACGCAUGGGCUUAUGCCACCAACUUCGUCCCUGGAAAUUAA